Messenger RNA from Eucalyptus grandis, 624 nucleotides. RefSeq names its product disease resistance protein RUN1-like. The record is from RefSeq and is a predicted model, not a curated record. The transcript has 2 exons. Gene Ontology annotation, molecular function: ADP binding. Gene Ontology annotation, biological process: defense response. NCBI's taxonomy places the organism in Eukaryota, Viridiplantae, Streptophyta, Magnoliopsida, Myrtales, Myrtaceae. The coding region runs from base 1 to 624 and encodes 207 amino acids.
AUGGAGUCAUUGAGCCACCAAGAUGCACUUCAACUAUUUAGUAGACAUGCCUUUGAUGGCAAUGCUCCUCAAGGUGAUUACUACACUCUUUCAAUAGGCAUUGUGUCUACUACGGGUGGACUACCUUUAGCUCUUCUAAUAAUAGGUUCAUCUCUGUUUUAUAAACACAAUAAAGAGAUAUGGGAAGAGAUGCUACAGAAGCUAGGGAAAAGACCUCAUCGUGAUGUCAUGGCUAAGCUACGUAUUUCCUAUGCUACCUUAGAAGUGGAUCAAAAACAGAUAUUUCUUGAUAUUGCAUGCUUUUUCAUCCGUCAUAAUAAGAUCGGUCCAAUCUCCUUGUGGAAAGAUUAUGGGUUUAGGGCAGAGGAUGCUAUUAAGGUCCUUCAGAACAUGAGCAUGAUAAAGGUUUUAGAUGAUAAUAGCUUUUGGAUGCAUGAUCAGUUUAGAUAUUUUGGAAGGGAAAUUGCUGAGCAAGAGCAUACCAGGUUGUGGGAUGAAUUGUGGGAUGAAGAAGACAUCACUUGCAAAUUAAGAUCGACAAAGAUCAAGGGAAGCGUUCGAGCACUCUAUUUGAGAGCGAAGGUUGGCAACCCGAUAACUGUCACUGUGGAGCAAAUUAAAUAG